Capronia epimyces CBS 606.96 is the source of this 663-nucleotide messenger RNA. RefSeq lists its product as uncharacterized. The transcript has a single exon. Gene Ontology annotation, molecular function: NAD(P)H dehydrogenase (quinone) activity. Lineage: Eukaryota; Fungi; Ascomycota; Eurotiomycetes; Chaetothyriales; Herpotrichiellaceae. Bases 1 to 663 code for a protein of 220 amino acids. The record is from RefSeq and is a predicted model, not a curated record. Gene Ontology annotation, cellular component: cytosol.
AUGCAUAUCCUCAUCGUCUUUGCUCAUCCGAAUGAGCAAUCCUUUUCACACUCGGUGGCCGAACGGGCUGCUGCCGGGGCCAAAAGCAAAGGUCACACGGUCAAGCUUCUAGAUUUGUACCGGACAGGUUUUGAUCCAAUCUUCACGACACGAGAUCUGCAGCAGUUUGAGGGCGUUCAGAUGCCCGAUGACGUUUUAGAACACCAAAAACUUGUCGAUGAAGCGGAUGGGAUCUUCUUCAUUUUCCCGGUCUGGUGGUACGGAAUGCCCGCCAUGAUGAAGGGAUGGCUGGACCGAGUUUGGUCUGCUGGCUGGGCCUAUCGAUGGAAACACGACCCGGAGGGGAGUCUACUCAAACAUCGACCUUGUACGGUUCUGGCUCUGACGGGAGCAUCAUCCAACCAGUUGAAUCGCUGGAGUUACGACAAGCAUCUACAACAUGUCUGGCGUUACGGAGUCUUUGGCUAUUGCGGCUUUGAGCCUCUCAGAAUUACAUUUCUUGAAGACUGUGCUUUCGACGGCAGUGGCAAGCAUGCCGGCCACCUGGAGAAGGCGUUUUCAGCUGGACAGCAAAUUGGGAAUGACCCCGAAGCUCGGCCUGGAAUUAAUUACCUGUUGCAUCAUGGGCUCGACUACAAGGUUGAGAAGUACGAUCCUCAAUAG